AUGGGGGUCGUGAUUGAUGUGAUCAAAGAGCAGGUUCUGGCAGCAGUGGGAGGGGAGCUGGCUGCACACAAGGAUGAGGUGGAUGAGCUGCAGCAGAAGCUGACCAUUUUGGAGGAGAGGUAUGAGGCGACUGCUACUGCUGUGGAGGAGAGGGAGAGAGACUUGGCAGCAGUGAAGGUGGAGUUGGGUGGAGGAGAGGGAGAGGGAGCUGGCAGCAGUGAAGGAGGAGCUGGCUGA
Molecule: messenger RNA, 237 nt
Organism: Closterium sp. Naga37s-1
Lineage: Eukaryota; Viridiplantae; Streptophyta; Zygnematophyceae; Desmidiales; Closteriaceae
Source: the annotation of a GenBank genome assembly